AAGUCAUAUUAUUUUGAUUAAACCAGAACAGAUUGUAUUCAUAUACCUGGAAUACACUCAGAAAUAGUCACCGAUACUCUCCUUACAUCGCUUUCAUUACGUUUCGUCCCUGAUACGCCACUGUUUCUAAGCUCACAAGUUUACACACACCUGGAUAUAUUAAGCAACACACUGAGAAACGAUAGAUGUUUCACACGCCCCCCUUGAAUCAGCUGAAACGCUGGGAGCAGGAGUCCAUUAUUUACUCGUACCGUCCAGAAACCCAGGAGAUGCCGGUUGUAACUGCUCAGGAAGAGCCCAAGGAUACUCAGGAAGAGAACGCUAUCCCUGCCGCGCCAGAAGCUGAUAAGACUCAUUUAGAGCCUGAGAACGAUGUUUCAAAGUCAACCAGCGCUUCCCCUGAAACGGCUGUUUCGCCCGAAGCCUUCCCCGAUCAUGUGGCUGCUUCGGAUAAUACCUUCCCCGGCCCUGUUGACACCGACGUGGCGGCUGAGAAGUGGAAGAUGGACCAGUUGACGUUGAAGGACCUUCCACAAGACAUUUCCCUGUCUAUUGACCAGUUUAUGGGCUCGCUCACGGAGCCCAAAUAUCAGACGCCGUUGAAGCCUGCCAACGUGUCUGUUAUGUUCCAGAACUUCUACAAAGUACAGUCGCGCGUGAUCGUGGCCUCCAUUCAAGAAAAUAUUUCCAAGACGUACACAAGCCUUCCAGAGGGCGACUACCGCAAAACUUCCAAGGUAAUCCUCUUGAAGACAGCGGAGGAGUUGCGCUACGCAAACUUGCUCCGCACGAACCAGGAGCUCUUCACCUACCAGCUCAUUAAGUACUGGGAGCUUAGUGAGCGCUAUUUAUUUGGUGGCAUCUACAACAGGAUUUUCAAGUUCCAGAACCACAGCGAGUCGGAGGUGGAGUUCAACGCAUCACUAAACGACAAGUUGGAGUUGUUGAGGGACUUGUGCAUCCCGUUUGUGAAGCUCUUGGACAUUGGUAAGAGCGAUGCCUCUGCCAACCAGUGCUUCAGAAAUGAUGAACUACUUCUUCUGUACUACUUCAAGGACUCCUUGCAUGAGUUGGCCAAUUUAAAUCAGGUGUUCACCCCCCGCGAAAAAUUAUUGACGAUUUUAAAGACACACAACUUGAUCAUCAAAAACUUGAACGAAAUCAACAGCGCCGUGCAGACAGAGGACAAGCCAUUCCAUGUGAGCAACGACUAUAUCUUGCCCGCCCUCAUGUAUCUUUGCAUAAAUUCAUCAGUUGACGACAUCUACUUGAACUUCCUCUACAUCAAGCGGUUCUUCAACGAGCAAGACUUGCAUGGCGAGUUAAACUACAGUUUGACUAACUUCGAAGCAAUUGUGAUGUACUUGUCCAAGUUGACUGCUCAGGAGCUCGACCUCGAAAACGAAGGGAAGGUGUUAGGUGACCCAUUGUUGAAUGUGCCGUUGCCGUACGAAGACAUCUUUGUCCGGGUCAACGAAACUGCUCCUACAGUCAGGGUGACUGCUGCCCCUUCUGUAAACAACUUCAAGACAUUUUUGAAGGCCAACAGAUCGCGCUCCAAUUCCACAAAGUCAGUCACUAGCGCGCCUCCCGUCACCGAGACCGCCGGCGGUUUGUUUUAUAACGCACUCCCCUCUGCCCCAUCAUUCUUGCCAUCUGAUUUGCAUUCCUUGACAGAUCCUGGUGCGAUCAGAAAUCUUGGUUCCGCGUUAGAUUCCAGCUUCAAGGGGAUCUUGGGCCGUUUCAACCGCGCGUCUAGCGGCCCGCAACCCCCAGCUACUCUGAACGCAACACGAAGAUCGAACUCGAACUCUGCAUUAAGCUCUAUUGGGUCAAAUGACCAGGUGCCAUUAGUAGAUGACGGCAGUAUUAUGGAACUGAUUGAGGUCGAACAGACGGGCUACUUUGACUCUCCAUCGGCGGUUUCUCUAUCUUCGUCAUUCAAUCCGAUUGGCAAGUUUAACGAUGUUCUCGUGAAGUUUAAUGGUAUGCAGAAUAUCAGAUCUUCAGAUUCGUUGAGAUCUUUGAACGAAGAUCCAUUCAUCCCUCCUACUUCUCCCAUCAAGCAAAAGAAGAGCAGAAGCAGGGCUGCCAGUUUGAUUGAUAAGUUUGGGCAGUCCAUGCUCAAUCUGCACAGCACCAGCAUUUCAGCUGUCAUCCUGCACAACUCUAGUGACUCCUUAUCUACGUCUUCGUCAAAUCCGCUCAAGGAAGUUUUUCCUGUUCCAAUCCAGACUAUUGCCGAGGCCAAGAGUGAAUCCAGGGCUGAAAUAUCCAGAACGACAAAGUUACCAAAGGCCACUGGAAAGUAUGCCACUGGUGGGAAAGCCAAGAACUUUGAAGAUUUAUCAAUCAAUGAGUUGAAAGAUAUGUUUAUGAAGUACAACCAGUUAGUUGCUCAUGUGGCAAGUAAUGAUGGAUUUGAGGAUUCCUAGGCAUCAUACUGCGGUAUAGAAUGGCAUUUAUUUCGUAUGUUUUAAUGUUUUACAAUACGGUGUUGUAGUACUUGCUUUCUCAGAGUAUAAAGUGUCACUUACGGACGCAAGUCAUGGCUGCUCUCUAUUUUUUUUCGAGCUCAUAAACAUAGUAUCAGAAAGAAAAGCGUAUAAUUAAUGUUAAUCCUAG
Messenger RNA from Babjeviella inositovora NRRL Y-12698, 2625 nucleotides. RefSeq lists its product as uncharacterized. Gene Ontology annotation, molecular function: guanyl-nucleotide exchange factor activity; small GTPase binding. Gene Ontology annotation, cellular component: endocytic vesicle; cytosol. Gene Ontology annotation, biological process: vesicle-mediated transport. Lineage: Eukaryota; Fungi; Ascomycota; Pichiomycetes; Serinales. The transcript has a single exon. The coding region runs from base 186 to 2435 and encodes 749 amino acids. The record is from RefSeq and is a predicted model, not a curated record.